AUGUCUGAUAACGUGUAUAUUGUCGCCGCUGCCAGAACCCCCAUGGGUUCAUUCCAAGGUUCCCUUGCCUCUCUAACUUAUGUGGACCUCGGUGCUCAUGCUGUGAAAGCUGCGUUAUCGCAGAUCCCACAGGUUGACGCUUCUGCCGUGGAGGAGAUCGUAUUUGGUAAUGUUAUUUCUGCUAACAUUGGUCAGGCUCCAGCAAGACAAGUGGCUCUUCGUGCCGGGCUUUCCGACAAGAUUGUUGCUACAACCGUGAACAAGGUCUGUGCUUCUGGUAUGAAGGCUGUUAUUAUUGGCGCGCAAUCCAUUAAGUGUGGAACUGCCGACAUUGUUGUUGCCGGUGGUGCUGAGUCUAUGACCAAUGCUCCUUACUAUAUUCCAUGUGCCCGUGCCGGUGCGCGCUAUGGAGACGCUAAGUUGAUUGACGGUGUCCAAAAGGAUGGUUUGACGGACCCAUUUGACGGUGAAUUGAUGGGAGUACACGGUGAAAAGUGCGCUUCGGACUUUAGUAUUAGCAGAGAAGAGCAGGACAACUUCGCAAUUGCGUCAUACCAGAAAGCUCAGAAGGCCCAAGCCGAGGGUAAGUUCUCCGAAAUUGCCCCAAUCACAGUCAAAGGUGUACGUGGCAAGCCUGAUGUUGUUGUGUCACAUGACGAGGAAGUCGGUCGUUUCAACCCCGACAAGUUGAGGGCUGCCAAAACCGUUUUCAAGAAGGAAAACGGUUCCAUCACUGCUCCUAACUCAUCUCCGCUCAACGAUGGCGGUGCUGCUGUUGUUCUAGUUUCUGAGAGCAAGCUCAAGGAGCUCAACUUGACCCCAUUGGCCGUAAUUAAGGGGUGGGGUGAGGCAGCUCAUAAGCCAGCUGAUUUCACGUGGGCUCCAUCUUUGGCAGUGCCAAAGGCUCUAAAGCACGCUGGGAUUGAAGACAUCAACUCUGUUGAGUUUUUUGAGUUCAACGAAGCUUUCUCAGUUGUCGGCAUUGCGAAUGCUAAGAUUCUUGGAAUUGACCAAUCCAAGGUCAACGUUUACGGUGGUGCCGUUGCAUUGGGUCACCCUCUAGGUUGCUCUGGUGCAAGAAUUAUCACCACCUUGAUAUCCGUCCUAACCCAAGAAGGCGGUCGCAUCGGUGUUGCAGCUAUCUGCAACGGUGGUGGUGGAGCCUCUUCUAUUGUGCUAGAAAGAUUAAGCGAAUCUAAUCGCGCUUCCCUUAUGUAA
This is a messenger RNA of Eremothecium sinecaudum, 1218 nucleotides long. It is a transcript of the gene ERG10, whose product is annotated as acetyl-CoA C-acetyltransferase. The transcript has a single exon. Gene Ontology annotation, molecular function: acetyl-CoA C-acetyltransferase activity. The coding region runs from base 1 to 1218 and encodes 405 amino acids. The record is from RefSeq and is a predicted model, not a curated record. NCBI's taxonomy places the organism in Eukaryota, Fungi, Ascomycota, Saccharomycetes, Saccharomycetales, Saccharomycetaceae. Gene Ontology annotation, biological process: ergosterol biosynthetic process; fatty acid beta-oxidation.